CUACACCUCGUCACCUUCUUCUUGUGUCAUUCUCUUCCAUUUUCCUCCUUCCUCCCUCUAUUCUCUCUUCUCCUCUCUGCCCUUUUCUUCUUGCUGAGCAUACUAAUCAUGGUGGAAUGAUUACUGCAACACUUUCUAAAAGCUCUUUCACAAAGAUGGGUUCUGGCUCGAAAGUGGGAAAUAGCAGUCUUGAUUACUCCUUUAAAGUGUUGUUGAUUGGCGAUUCUGGGGUUGGCAAGAGCAGUCUUCUUCUCAGCUUCAUCUCUAAGUCUGUUCAGGACCUCUCACCCACAAUUGGCGUGGACUUCAAGAUCAAGCUCCUUACAAUUAGUGGCAAAAGAUUGAAACUUACUAUUUGGGACACAGCGGGCCAGGAGAGGUUUGGAACAGUGAUAAGCUCUUACUACAGAGGUGCGCAUGGAGUCAUUCUUGUCUAUGAUGUGACACGGCGCGAAACAUUUAAAAACUUGGAGGACUUAUGGGCGAAAGAAGUUGAACUCUACAGCACUAAUUCUGAGUGCAUCAAAGUUCUAGUUGGGAAUAAGGUGGAUAAGGAUAGCGAAAGAGUUGUAACCAAGGAAGAGGGUAUGGCUCUUGCACAGAAACAUAGAUGCUUGUUCGUAGAGUGUAGUGCUAAAACUAGAGAAAAUGUUCAGCAAUGCUUUGAUGAUCUCUCCUUGAAGAUGUUAGAGGUACCGAGUUUACGUGAAAAAGGGUCUGUACUAGUGAAGAAACAGAAGCAAAAGCACGCAUAUGAGAUGAUGCAUCGAGGUGGAGGCUGUUGUUUAGAGUAAAUAUGCUGCAACAAGAAGAUACAUUAGAUUCCACACUAGAGAUACUAUAUCUCAGCAGAUUUUGUUACUAGCAACAGGAAGAAUUUUAUUACACGACCGAAUAGUCCACAAGAUUAUUAUCCUUUUGAUAUUUAUUCAAGCCUGGUGUCAUAAAUUACUCAAGCAGCUGGUCCAGAUGGGUUAUCUACUCUUUUAUUCUCAGCCAGUCUGGUUGUUUAGAUGAUCAUAACAUGUGCUUUAGCUUUGGGAAAAUGUCAAGUACAUGAUAUGUAAAUAUGUCUUAUAUCCAUUUUAAAUGUGUGAAAGUAAGUAUUGGAUCUGUCUUGUCAGGAUAAGUCAGAGAAAUAUACGUUUUUACUUUUAUUUUUUGGUUUCUAUUUUGGGUGAGUGAUGAAUUUGUAUUUAUAUGUUUGUAUUUUUUGAACCUCAAUUCGUAUGGGCACUAUAAAUUGAUACUUAA
This is a messenger RNA of Neltuma alba, 1254 nucleotides long. RefSeq names its product ras-related protein RABC2a-like. NCBI's taxonomy places the organism in Eukaryota, Viridiplantae, Streptophyta, Magnoliopsida, Fabales, Fabaceae. Gene Ontology annotation, molecular function: GTPase activity; GTP binding. The transcript is spliced from 6 exons. The record is from RefSeq and is a predicted model, not a curated record. The coding region runs from base 117 to 794 and encodes 225 amino acids.